Messenger RNA from Dendronephthya gigantea, 2179 nucleotides. Its product is annotated as serine/threonine-protein kinase 40-like. Gene Ontology annotation, molecular function: protein kinase activity; ATP binding. Gene Ontology annotation, biological process: protein phosphorylation. The transcript has 7 exons. Bases 94 to 1455 code for a protein of 453 amino acids. The record is from RefSeq and is a predicted model, not a curated record. NCBI's taxonomy places the organism in Eukaryota, Metazoa, Cnidaria, Anthozoa, Malacalcyonacea, Nephtheidae.
GCUUAAGUCGGUCAUUUUAGCUUUGACGGCAGGAAUGGCUCCACAUUUCAUAAUCAUUUAAACGCCACUCGGGAAUGUUCGUUGCAAAUCACGAUGAAUCAUUUAUACUCGAACAUUUUGUGUGAUCUGCGUCACUUCAAGAACACACGAGGGGAGAUGGCAGAAGCUGGGCCUUCGCAUGGCUUGACAUCAAAACGUAAAUCAACGACAAUAAAUGGUGAAUCGAGUCGGGCAAAAUUACCGCGAAGAGACUGCAGUAUAAAAAGAUGUUCUUUGAAACGUGCUGGAUAUUUUCUGCUCGGACCAAGGCUCGGUAAUUCACCUGUCCGCAGUAUAGUACAAUGUUUAGCAAAACGCGACGGAACUGAUGACUUUUACUGUUUGAAAAUGUUAACAAUUGAAGACCCAGGCCGAGAAACGCAAGAUGAUAAGCAGGGAAAGAUGUUGCUUCAUACAGAAUACUCGUUGCUCUCUCUUCUCCAUAAUCAAGAUGGUGUGAUUCAUCAUCAUGGAUUAUUUCAAGAUGAAUUCACAGAGGAGCUGUGUGAUCGGGAUUCAAACGGUGUUAGAACUGGGAGAGUUAGAAAACGAGUGUGUCUGAUUCUUGAUUGUUUGUGUCCUCAUGAAUUCAGCGACGAUACAGCGGAUUUGAUUAAUUUACAACAUUAUGUGAUCAGAGAGAAAAAGCUAAACGAGAAGGAAGCCAUCUUAAUAUUUUCAGACAUUGUGCGUGUUGUCGAGAGCUUACAUUCGAAAAAUAUUGUACACAGAGACUUGAAAUUGGGCAAUAUUGUGUUAAAUAGAAGCACUAAAAAAAUCACAAUUACAAACUUUUGUUUGGGAAAACAUCUCAUUCGAGAAGAUGAUUUGUUAAAAGAUCAAAGAGGAAGCCCAGCCUACAUCAGCCCUGAUGUUUUGAGUGGAGCACCUUAUUCUGGCAAGGCAAGCGAUAUGUGGGCACUUGGUGUGGUUUUGUACACCAUGUUGUAUGGUCAAUUUCCAUUUUAUGAUAGUGUACCACAUGAACUUUUCAGAAAGAUCAAGGCGGCCGAAUUUACCAUACCAAGUGAUGGGCGUGUAACAAGCUCAACAACAAAACUCAUCCAAACACUUCUGGUUUUGGAUCCGAAGAAAAGACUGACUGCUUCACAAGUACUCACUGUUUUAGGUGAAACUAUGAGAAAAUGGUAUCUCUCACGUACCAUGCUAUCCCCAGCACAUGUUGUGCCAGAUAUUGAUGACAACUCAGAGGAAGAUGGAAAUGAUGAGAAAAAGAAGGAAGAAAGGAAAAAAGAUUUUGAAAGAAAGCUGAAUAAUUUGGAUGGUGAUUUCAUUAAAAGAGACAGAAGUUAUUUUGUACCAAGGAUUGGUAACCUACCCACUGUGAGAAGACUGGGCUAUGAUGCGAGGAAAUUAACUCCAGCUGAACUGCUCACAAAACGACAUUUGUUUUAAUAGUGAGUAUUUUAAACUGCAUUCACACUGCGAUUUGUCAGGCAAUUUUAAAUACACUUUAGGGCAAUAUUUGAAAUAUAUCUGGCCAAAUCAACAUGAAAUUAUAUACUCUCUAAAUACCAUUCAGCAUGAGCCAAAAUUGCCAUGCCAAAUCACUGUGUGAAUGCAAUUUUAACCCUUUUAGAGUUUGGUGGGGGGAAAGAUGCUGGUUCAUCAAUCGUGUAUUAUUUAAGAUUGCAGAUUUUAUAAUUUAGUAAUCUUUUAACUAAAACCUAUGUCUUGUAGACGAAUAUCUUAUGCCUCAUAUUGAGAUAAGAUUUUGAGUGUUAUUUUUUUACUGGAGGGAAAGCGAGGUUAGGCAUUGGUAACCAAUAAGAAUUGUCUUAACAAUUAUCCCUAAUAUUAGGGCUUUUUACAAUGAUACUGUGAAACAUAGUUAAAUUUUAGUUUGAGUAAUGGAACACUGCUUUGAAAAUCAUUCAUGUUUCCAGCGGUAUUGUUGGAGUGAUUCCUGGUCCCAGUCUUAGUUUUACUAAGUUUCCAUCUAUCGUUAAUUCGCUACAUGUGAUUUCAAAGCAAUGUUUCUAACUUACCACGUGGAAGCAUUUUGUGAACAUGUGCUAUCAUUAUGUAUCAUAGAUGACAUAUUACUAGGUAGACACCAGAUGAUUCGUGAUGGUGUAAUCCUGUACAAAGACACAUAUGUAAUAUAUUUAACAUAAAU